This is a messenger RNA of Brettanomyces nanus, 3837 nucleotides long. RefSeq lists its product as uncharacterized. Gene Ontology annotation, cellular component: intracellular membrane-bounded organelle; cytosol; nuclear envelope. The coding region runs from base 1 to 3837 and encodes 1278 amino acids. Gene Ontology annotation, molecular function: sterol binding; protein binding. The transcript has a single exon. The record is from RefSeq and is a predicted model, not a curated record. Gene Ontology annotation, biological process: exocytosis; maintenance of cell polarity; endocytosis. Lineage: Eukaryota; Fungi; Ascomycota; Pichiomycetes; Pichiales; Pichiaceae.
AUGUCGGCAUCUCACCUUGAUCCGGAGGCUCCGGUGAUUACCAAUGCAAAGAAGGUAGCAGAUUCCAUUCUUGCUACUGACACUAGUAUUGGUGCUGUUACUACCGACCAGUCUUCAGCCACGGUGGGCCCCAGUCUCAAUGCUUCCCUUGUCAAACUUAAACUGUUGGACUGUAUAAGAAACGACGACUCGGAAAAGCUCUCACUCUUACUUGAGGACAUAUCUGAUAGUAAGGAUAAACAGCUUCGCAGACUUCGCAAAGAGCUUCUUCACUAUGCUGUUCAAGUGGGCCCUCUUUCCAUCAUCAGACGCAUAGUGGACUCUAAACUGGUUCACAGUGUCAAUUACCAGGACAAAGAUGGUAAUACUCCUCUUCAUCUGGCUGUCAUGUCUGCACGUAAUGAUGUCAUCGACUAUCUCAUGUCCCUAUCCUCCAUCAAUGAUACUAUUCUAAAUGAAGAGCUAAAGCAGCCCAUCGAAUGUACUUCCAGUAUGGAGAUUGUUCAGCUUAUGAGCGAUUUGCGAACUCGUUAUGUCGAGAAGGAAGCUGCAAGACUCCGUCGCGGAUUUCAGUCACGUGACUUUUCUUUACUAGAGUCUGUUCUCUCUGUUGCUCGAGCAAGAGAGUUGCUGGACAUAAAUGGUACGGAUCCAGUCACUGGUGACACGGUUCUUUUGGAAUUUAUUAAGAAGGAUGAUGUUGACCUGGUGAAGUUUAUAUUGAAGCAUGGGGGAGAUCCAUUCAAGCGUAGUGUCAGCGGCCGUUUACCUGUCGAUUGUACCACUUCUUCUUCCAUGCGAAGAGUCAUAAAGACUGCAUGCAAUGAUCAAAGUGUAAUAGAUUCGAAUUCUGAUCAUCCUGCCGUGGGUCCACCUACUUUCAAGGGAUUUCUUAAGAAAUGGACCAAUUUUGCAGGUGGCUAUAAGCUUCGAUGGUUCGUUCUAGCCGCAGAUGGCACUCUCUCCUACUAUAAGUCUCCUAAUGAGAUGGAUAAUGCUUGCCGUGGUAUGAUCCAUCUUGCUAAAGCUCAAGUACGUAUGGAUAGCUCAGAGAAGUGUAAGUUUGAACUUAUCAUUGCCAAUCUAACAGGGGGCUCUGUUAAAUGGCAUCUCAAAGCAAACCACCAAAUAGAGAGUAAUCGAUGGGUUUGGAAUUUGCAGAAUGCGAUUAAAUAUGCACGCGAUGAGCAAAAGGCUUCCCGUAAAGUUAACCAGGUGGCAUAUCGCAAGCAGAAAAACGGUAAACUAACUUCUGUCCAGGAAGCCAGGAAGCCGCAGUCUUCUCAUCACAACGCUUUUUCGUCUACCGAUGAUUCUACCGUCGCCCAUGGUGGUCUCAAGCGUAGCUCUUCCGAAAGCAGAAUCAGUGCUCUUGCUUCUAACCCGAUUACCAGAUCCACUACUUCAAUUGCAUAUGGUGAACAUCGGACCCAGCCAGCGCAGCCGCAGGAAGAGCCGCAAAGUUUACACUCUCGCUCUUUAUCUCGUGAUAGUGCCUCUUCUUCGACUUCCUCGCAUAAUUCUGUCGCCAGCACUGUGGCCAGAGGUGCUAAGAACCUCUACAAGAAGCCUAUACAUAAGUUUAACAAACUUGCACACAGAUCACGGGAUCAAUUGCCACAGUCGUCUAUACAAUCAGAAGACUCUUAUUAUCUCAACAGUGAAGAUAGCACUGUGGGUACAACCAGCAGAGAGGAUGAAGAGGAUGAUGACGAUGACGAUGACGAUGACGACGACGGGGAUGAUGUGUAUAUGGAAAUGAUUCUUGGUAAGCGUAGACCUGACAACUCAAAGCUUACUAUCAUUCGAAAUCAGAUCCGGAUGGAGUUGAAGUCUUUCUCUGAGUUCCUUGACCAUUUCAAGACUGAUAGCAAUAUUAGUAACGAAGAUGUUGUCACUGUUUCCUCCAGAAUUCUCAAGAAUUUGUCUCAGCUGUAUGAAAAAGAAGAAGAUGUCAUUCAGGAGAAGGAAUUCCGUUUGGAAAAGCUGUUCGAUAGACAAACAGAGAUAUCUAAUAUCUGGGAAUCUUCUAUCCGCCAAUUGGAACUUGAGAUUCAGGACAGGGAGAGUAAGAUUUGCGAUCUUGAGGAUACUAUUAGAUUGGUUCGUAGGUCUCUUCGGGCCAGUGUGAUUAUUCCUGCAGUUUCAUCUCCGGACAUUGUUGCAACCGAGCCUUCAUCUCUCUCACAGAAAGAAGCGGUGACAACGAAAAGGGACAGAUCUUCGAUAUCUUCUUAUAGAGAAGAUCCUCAAUUGGCCAAGUUUCUUGAACAAGAGGAUGAGAGUGAGGACGAGUUUUUUGACGCUGCAGAAGAGGAAGAGGAAGAAAAGGAGUCGAAACAUGUCGAAGAAGAAAUUUUGGGGACCCCUGAGAAGGAAGAAGCCAAACAGUUGGGGAACAUAAUCGCAGAGAAGGAGCGUCGGAAAUCCGAAGAGGCAGCUGAAAAAUCAACCCAGGAGGUUUCUUCUCAAGAAGCUACUUCGGAUAAUGAAGAAGAGAUCGAGGAAAUCGUACGUAAGGUGAAACCAACUUCUGGACCUUUUCAGCCUAUUCUUGUUGACGGUAGGUUCUUCGUGGACAACUACCCAAUUGAGAGUGAGGCUCAAAAGGCCAGGUAUGUGAAGAUACUGGACGAUGCCACCUUUAAAGGAUACGAGGAUCCUAUCAGGACAACUCUUGCCAGGGAGGAUAACAGACCGAAGAUUUCUCUUUGGAGUGUGCUCAAGUCAUUGAUUGGUAAGGAUAUGACAAAGAUGACUCUUCCGGUUGCAUUCAAUGAGCCUACUUCAUUAUUGCAGCGUAACAUUGAGAUUAUGGAGUACUCUGAUCUACUUGAUAAGGCUGCCAGUAUUGAAUUCUCCCCAUUAAGAAUGGUUUAUGUGGCAGGCUUCGCUGCUUCUGAGUAUGCUUCUACUGUUGGAAGAAUUGCUAAGCCGUUCAAUCCAUUGUUGGGAGAGACUUACGAGUACGCUCGACCUGAUAAGGGAUAUCGUGUCUUUUGUGAGCAAGUGAGUCACCAUCCGCCUAUUUCUGCGGUGGUUUCAGAGUCACCCUAUUGGGCAUACUACGGUGAAUCCAAUGUGAAGACAAAGUUUUAUGGAAGAUCGUUUGACAUUAGGCAUUUGGGUACGUGGUUCUGUGAACUUUAUCCGAGUACCCUGCCUAUAGACAAGAGGACUGGCAAGCAAACUGCUAUGGAAUUGUAUUCUUGGAAAAAGGUGAACAAUUCUGUCGUCGGCAUAAUUAUCGGACGUCCUACUAUUGACAACUACGGUGAAAUGGAGAUUAAAAAUCAUAUGACCGGUGAUUAUAUGCAUUUACACUUCAAAGAACGGGGAUGGAGAUCAUCAAAUGCCUAUGAGGUAAAGGGUGAGGUGUAUUCCGCAGAUAAAACGCUCCAGUAUCAGAUUGCUGGACAUUGGAACACUAAGAUCUAUGCCAAGUCGGCGACCGACCCUUCAUUGCAGAAAUUUGUUGUCUUUUCAGCCAAGAAGCGUCAGGAUAUGUUGUUUCAUCUUACCAAUUUUGCCGCUGGUUUGAACGCCCCACAGCCGCAUUUGUUGCCUGUUGUUGCGUGUACGGAUACACGUUUGCGUCCUGAUCAACGUGCCAUGGAGAACGCAGAGUAUGAUUUGGCUUCGGAAGAGAAAAACAGAGUUGAAGAGAAACAGAGAGCCCACAAAAAAGAGAUGGAAGAGAAAAAUAUAGUAUACAAGCCAUCAUUUUUUGUCAAGGAUAAACAUCCUGUGACGGGAGAGGAUUACUGGAGAUUUACAGGUACCUACUGGAAGGAUAGAAAGGAUGGUAAGUUGAAGGACUACAAGGAUAUAUUCUAA